Molecule: messenger RNA, 753 nt
Organism: Caenorhabditis remanei
Lineage: Eukaryota; Metazoa; Nematoda; Chromadorea; Rhabditida; Rhabditidae
Exons: 3
Coding region: 1-753 (250 amino acids)
Source: RefSeq, a predicted model, not a curated record
AUGGCUGCUCCGAAAGAGCCCCCAACAAUGGUGGUUCUCAGCUCCGAUCUCUACACCUCCGGUAGUGCAAUUGGUGACGGCCGUGUCUUGAUUCAUGAGACUGAUAAGGGAAAGAUUGCGAGAUUGAAGGCAUUCCCCGAGUUCAGGGAUAUUUUUGUGUAUGAGAUUGAGGAGAAGGACAAGAAGAAUGGAGGGAAUAUGAAGAAGAGGCCAGGGAAGCUCAACAACAUGCCGGUCCAUGAGAUUAUUCUUCGUGCAGCAAUGAAUAAAAGGGGUCAAUUGGGUCAGCAGCGACCAGCUAGGGCUCCAUCUGCUCCUCAGAAGCAACAAUCGGCUCCAUCUGUUCCUCAGAAGCAGCCAACCGCUUCAUCUGUAGCUCAGGAGCAACAAUCGGCUCCAUCUGCUCCGCAGCACAAACCAUCAGCUCCACUUGCUCAUCCGAAGCAAACAUCGGCUCCACCUCUCGUCUCAACUCCCCAGGAAACUUCUGCUGCUCAAAAACAACCGAUGGCUCCACUUGCUCCUCAUAAACAACCAACGGCUCCAUCUGAUGUUGCUCCCGCUCCACAGGAAACUUCUGCUCUACCUGCUCCGCCUCCAGCCUCAACUCCACAGAAGACUUCUGGAACAUUCUGGAAAAAGCCAAAUUUCUAUCUCAUUUUCCUUGCUCCAAUCUAUGUUCCCGUCAUUUCCUAUUUCUUCUCUCCAGUCUUUGAUUCGAUUAUUUUCAAAUUUAAGGAGAUUGUCAUGUGA